AUGCCCGUCAGCAAGAGUUUAUCAAGAUUCUCCUGUACUAUCUUCAUCGAAGUCUCUGCGAACCCGUUUUUGGUUGAAACUUCGCUUGCACUAGAUAUUGCUGGUAAAGAAUGCUUUUUGGCUUUAUCAGCUUGCCUUGCAUUUUAUCACUCGGCGCAUGCCACGGUCUAUCUCGUGACUCGCAACACUCGUUUUGCAUUCACUUACAAAUUAUUUGGGAUUUCUCAAAAUCUGUUCAUCCCAAUCUUCUUAUUGGCAUGCUUCAAUUUGUAUUCUCUCGAUACACCUCUGCUUUCCGAAAGUCAGACGUGGUUUGGCUGGAUGGCAAGCGUUUUGAAAAGAGUUCCAGGAUGGUGGCAAAUGAUCUUGACUUGGUCUACUCCAAUCUUUGUUCUGCUUGAAGGCAUAUCUACUCUACUUUGUAUACAAUCCGUUGGACAAAUUUCUCGGUUCAUCGUCGAAUCCCGGAACGAAUCAUAUUCUUUCUUGUUCCUCAUCACCUCUGCUGCGAUUUAUGUCGGUUCGGCGUAUUUCCUGUUCAAUUCUUAUUCCUACUCGGCCCGUGAGAGUUUAUCCGCUACGUUGAUUGGAGUAAGUGUGACGAGUGUGGUAUUCUUGAGUGGGAUCGCAAUCAGCAAUCGGAAGGGCAACGUAGUUGAGACGAGCUUGAUGAUGGCUUACCUGAGCUAUAACAUUUACUGGCUUUCGCCGGAAAAAUUGGAUCCAGUCUCCUUCUUUAGCUCAUUCAAGUCCACAGUUGAUCCACCGCUACCGCCUAUGAUUCUUAGGUCUGCCACAACCAUCAUGAGUUUUAUCUCGACCACGUUUGGGGCCGGGUUGGAUUUUUUAUUAGCAUGCUCUUCCGCUCUUCCAUUACCGGUAUUUAUCAAUCUACUGUAUAGAUUGGUAGUACUCUAUGGCGCAAGUCGGAUUGUGGUGGCGAUCAAGCGUGCGCAUGGAGGCUUUGAUUACACGCGCAGGCUAAGUGAUGAAGAACCAAUGAUUCGCAUCAUGACAGUUGUCUUAUCAUACUCAAGGUUGAUUUUGAUAUCAGUUUAUACCCAUCUAUUAUUAGUCAACAACGAGGGACAUCAAGUAUUUUGGAGAUGGACCAAUGUAUUUGUGACACUUGGAUUAUGGGGGGUGGAAUUGAUGAUCGGCAGAGAAGAUGGUGACAAUGAUAGUAUUGUAACAGGCCUAGGGUUAAAAUUUGAUUGAAGCUGUAAAACAAAAUGUAUGCGUUUUUUCUUUGGUGUGCUCGAUUUUUUUUUUGGUUUAAAUUAACGGGAGAGAUUGCUGUGGGAUGAUUAUGGAACGAGAGGUCACGAUUAUGAGGAAUACAAAUCAGUGUACCACUUGACUCAGUUACUAUCAAUUGGAAGUUUUGAUAUCACCGGAAAAUCUGAUAAUACAUUCAAUUUCCAACU
Melampsora larici-populina 98AG31 is the source of this 1427-nucleotide messenger RNA. RefSeq lists its product as uncharacterized. NCBI's taxonomy places the organism in Eukaryota, Fungi, Basidiomycota, Pucciniomycetes, Pucciniales, Melampsoraceae. Gene Ontology annotation, biological process: endoplasmic reticulum inheritance; septin ring assembly. Gene Ontology annotation, cellular component: cortical endoplasmic reticulum; perinuclear endoplasmic reticulum; endoplasmic reticulum membrane. The transcript is spliced from 11 exons. Bases 1 to 1218 code for a protein of 405 amino acids. The record is from RefSeq and is a predicted model, not a curated record.